Leptinotarsa decemlineata (Colorado potato beetle) is the source of this 669-nucleotide messenger RNA. It is a transcript of the gene Rgl, whose product is annotated as Ral guanine nucleotide dissociation stimulator-like. Gene Ontology annotation, molecular function: guanyl-nucleotide exchange factor activity. Gene Ontology annotation, biological process: Ras protein signal transduction. Gene Ontology annotation, cellular component: plasma membrane. Lineage: Eukaryota; Metazoa; Arthropoda; Insecta; Coleoptera; Chrysomelidae. The record is from RefSeq and is a predicted model, not a curated record.
AGUCCAUUUCAUUAGUCAUACUUCUAAUAUUACGGUCUGUCAGUCGCAAAAUCAGUUGUUCUUCAUAAGUGCUUCCUCUGAUGAUAGUAUUGUUUAUAUUUCACGCCGCCACAAACGAGACAUCGAUCGUCAGUCUACAUUCAUUUUUCCAACCGUGAAGUGUUGCCUUUGUGUUUUUGUUGUUCCAUCAACAUUUUCUGUCUUGAUGCAGAUUAUUUGUACUUCGCCUACUUUUGUGUGUUACUGUGAUGAUACUCAGCCCACCUGGCGAUUGUGGGGCGAGGAGAAAGCGGAUGGCGCCCUCUAUACCGUCUACCUCAAGAAAGUUCGUUACCACCGGCCUACUAGGAGUCUGUCGUCUUCCCACUCGGAUUCCGAUGACGAAAUUUCCCACCUAGAAUGGGAAACGGUCCGAGUGAGAUUCGUGAAGGCGGGUACUCUCAAGAAACUAGUCGAAGCUCUCUCCACCGACGACGGCGAAUUAGAAACGACCUACAUCAAUGUGUUCCUGGCUACUUACCGAAGUUUCUCUUCGCCCAAGGAGGUGCUCAAAUUACUCCUCCAGAGGUACGCCGACCUCUGUGAUGGACCCCAAAAUGGCAGGCCUGAUCAACAUGAACAACACAGAAAGUAAGUGUUGGCUAAGAAUUUUUCGAAUAUUUUUAGAUC